Penaeus monodon (black tiger shrimp) is the source of this 1078-nucleotide messenger RNA. Its product is annotated as pro-resilin-like. The coding region runs from base 34 to 933 and encodes 299 amino acids. The transcript has 2 exons. NCBI's taxonomy places the organism in Eukaryota, Metazoa, Arthropoda, Malacostraca, Decapoda, Penaeidae. Gene Ontology annotation, molecular function: chitin binding. The record is from RefSeq and is a predicted model, not a curated record. Gene Ontology annotation, cellular component: extracellular region.
CUCCCUCCUCCUCUCUCGCUUCUAAGCCUUACCAUGAAGUCCCUCAUCCUUUGUGCAAUCCUUGGCGUCGUUGUGGCCGACAGCCGUAACGGAUUCAACGGAAAUGGUAACGGUUAUGGAGCACCUCCUCCACCCAGCAACGGAUAUGGUGCACCCACUAAUGGAUUCAACGGAAAUGGAAAUGGAAACGGCAACGGUAACAGUUACGGAGCACCUCCUCCUCCCAGCAAUGGAUAUGGUGCACCCACCAACGGAUUCAACGGGAAUGGAAACGGAAACGGCAACGGUUAUGGAGCACCUGCUCCUCCUGGCAACGGUUAUGCAGCUCCCAGGAACACCUAUGGCACACCCAACGGUGCCUAUGGAGUAGAUCCUGAGAUUGCCGCUUUGGCCGAGAACAUUCCUGGGGGCGGCGUUCCUGGCGAGGACUACCCCAUCUUGACUUCUGUGCCUGACACCGGCUUCUCGUGCGAUGCCCAGGCGGUGCAAGGUUAUUACGCUGACACUGCAGCUGAAGCUGGCUGCCAGGUGUUCCAUAUCUGCCAGGACCGCGCCCUCACACGCCAACAGGACUCGUUCCUGUGCCCCAACGGUACCAUCUUCAACCAGCAGUACCUGGUAUGUGACUGGUGGUUCAACGUGGACUGUUCUCAAGCUGAGAGCUUCUACUCCGUCAACGAACUCAUCGGAGUCCUUCCCGACGCCGGAUACGCCUAUGGACCCCCCACCAACGGUAACAGUAACGGCUAUGGCUCCAACGGCAACCGAAGGAAUGGAAACGGCAAGAACGGAAGCAAUGGAUAUGGCUCCAACGGAAACGGAAGGAACGGAAACGGAGGCAGCAACGGCAACGGCUAUGGUGCCCCCACUACUCCAAGCAACGGCUACGGUGCCCCUACUGCCCCAUCCAACUCCUAUGGAACUCCUUUCUAAACUACAUUUGAAAUUUCUUCCUUCUCUUUCCCUUAGAUAUGCAGUUUCUUAGAUUAACGUUUUUCUUCUCUCGCUCGCUCUCUUUCUGUCUUCAGUAUAUAUAUGCACAAGAAUUUUGUACAUGUCGAUAUUGUGAAAUAAAAUA